Molecule: messenger RNA, 964 nt
Organism: Haplochromis burtoni (Burton's mouthbrooder)
Lineage: Eukaryota; Metazoa; Chordata; Actinopteri; Cichliformes; Cichlidae
Product: L-selectin-like
Exons: 7
Coding region: 119-964 (281 amino acids)
Biological process (GO): cell adhesion
Cellular component (GO): membrane
Source: RefSeq, a predicted model, not a curated record
UGGAUGAUACAAGAGAAGAACAUAAAAGCAGCAAAUCCAGUGCAUAACACUCAGAAUACUUUCAUCCCUACAUACAGAGUCAAACAUCUACUGUAGGCUAUCAGGCAUACCAUUUGACAUGAAUUCCUGCUUUGGACUAAUUCAGACCCAUGGAUAUAAGAGCUCGUGGAUCAACUUCGCCUUUAUUUGCUUAAUGCUGUGCAUGUGGACUAGUGUAGAGUGCUGGUCUUAUUUCUAUUCAAACAACACAAUGACAUGGGAAAAUGCACGAAGCUGGUGCCAGGAGCACUACACAGACAUGGUGGCCAUCCAGAACCAGGAAGAGAUCGAGCAUCUUAACAACUGGCUGCCCAAGAAAAAUGGCUACUACUGGAUUGGAAUCCGUAAGAUCAAUAAUGUCUGGACCUGGGUAGGAACCAACAAGCCUCUGACAGAGGAAGCAACCAACUGGGCAGAAGGAGAACCGAACAACAGCAAGAGUGACAAAAAUGCAAAGAUCAGUGAGGACUGUGUGGAGAUGUACAUUAAAAGAGAUAAAGAACCAAGCAAGUGGAAUGACGAGAGAUGUACAAAAUCAAAGACUGCUCUGUGCUACACAGCGGCUUGUAAGAAUAACUCCUGUUUGCAUGGAGAGUGUGUUGAAACCAUCAACAGCCACAAAUGUGAUUGCUUUGAAGGGUUUUUUGGAGACAAGUGUGACCAAGCUGUGCAGUGUAACAAAAGCGAAGUUAUUGCCCCAGAAAAAGGAUCCCAAAAUUGCUCUCACAAGUAUGGUAGUUUCACCUAUGAAUCCUUGUGUCAGUAUUCCUGUGAGGAAGGACACAAGCUGAGUGUGCAGAAAUCUCUAAGGUGUACUUCCUCAGGGAAAUGGUCAGAAAAGCCACCUUUGUGUGAAUUGAUUCAGUGUGAGAAGAUGUCAGAGCCGACACAUGGAUCCAUGAAAUGCUCCGAUCCUCUGGGUUGA